This is a messenger RNA of Vicia villosa (hairy vetch), 1257 nucleotides long. RefSeq lists its product as uncharacterized. The record is from RefSeq and is a predicted model, not a curated record. Bases 1 to 1257 code for a protein of 418 amino acids. The transcript has a single exon. Gene Ontology annotation, biological process: meristem maintenance; meristem development. NCBI's taxonomy places the organism in Eukaryota, Viridiplantae, Streptophyta, Magnoliopsida, Fabales, Fabaceae.
AUGAACAGUGAGCAAGUAAAAGCAGAAGAGGAGUUAAUGGAAGCAAGAAGAAUGUUUAAUAAGUCUAAAUCUAAAAAAGUGUAUCAGAGGGCAUGGAUGAUGUAUUUUAUGGAGACUGAAAGCAAUGUGGAGCAUGCAGCUUUUUUGGUUUAUUGGUUAUCAAGGUUUGUUUUUCCUGCAGAUUCAUAUGAUACUAUUUUGAAAAGUGUUGUUCCUAUUGCAAUACAUUUAGCUCAUGGGAAUAGAAUAGCCCUUGCACCUGCUGUUUUAGCUUGUAUUUAUAGAGAUUUGAGUUUACUUAAUAGCGUCAUUACAAAAAAUACCACAUCAACUAUGAAGAGUUUAAGAGUAACUAUUUGGUCUCCUUUUCAAUUGGUUCAAGUAUGGGCUUUAGAGAGGUUUUUAGCUCUUAAACCACGCCGUUAUACAAUAGGCCAUGGUUUACCAGAGGUGGCUAGAUGGGGUGGUGUUAAAGUAUUUAAAAAUAAAAACUUGAAAAAGGACUUGGAUUGUGCAGGAUUUGGAAAUGGUUUUUUGUGGCAACCAUACGAGAAUUCACCAUGUGUUGAAGUUUAUAAUGAAAAAGAUAUGUGGAAAUGUUAUAAUCCUUAUUUAGAAGAAGAGCUACAUUCGUUUGGGAUGUGUUUGAGGGCCUGUGAGUUGGUUGGUAUGGGAUGUAGUGAGAAGUACUUACCACAUCGUGUCGCUAUGCAGUUUGGUAUGGAUCAAGACAUUCCAGAUAAUGUUGCUUUUUGUGAGAAGGAUCCUUGGGUGAGUUAUAGCCAGCCAACAGCAUUGGUGGAUAUUGAUUUGAUCAUUCAGUUGUGCUCUAACAAGCCCGGUGUUACUUCUAGAUACUAUGAUUGGUGGAAGCAAUCGAAAUUAAAUAAGGAAAGAGAUAACAAGAGAGUGAAGGUUGAGAAACAUGAAAGGGAAGGUUUUGAUAAAGAGGAUGAUUUGUUUGUUUAUGAAAUAUCAAGUUCUGAUGAAGAAGAUCAUUUGUUAGUUUAUGAACUAUUAAGUUCUGAUGAUGAAGUAGUUGAAAAUGGAAAGGCUUUAUCUAGUCAUGAAUUUGGUGCUUUUAGAUCAUCAAAUGUGGGUGAAAUUAAUAGUCAAUAUUGUGAUAGAAAUGGGGAAAAAGAGGAAUGUGUUAAUCCUUUUACAUUAGAUGUGGAAUUUGAUCUUGAAAAGAGGAUUGAAAAGCUUGAAAAAGUGAUAUGUGAGCUUAAAGAAGCAAGAUUUGGCAGUAGGCCAUAG